GGAACUGGAAAAAUCGGAUUUUUCUCGACUUUGGCACUGCAAAAUCCCAACUUUCCCAUCCCUUCCGCUUCUUUGGCGAUCUUACCCUCCACACACAUGGCAGUUCUUCUCCCAGCCCAGAGAAUCCGAGCAAUUUAGGAAUGCCAGCACCAUGAGGAAAGGAUGAGAGAAUAUAGCAGACCCGGCUCCCGGUUCGAGUCGGCCCUCACCGACGAUGCCUGCGACUCCCGGUUCGAGUCGGGCCUCACCCGCUACCAGACCCGGCUCGACCUCCCCGUCACCUCCAAUCUCGACGCCCUCACCCUCUCCGAAAUCACGACCCCUCGAUGCGGCGCUUCCGACUCGAUCAUCGUGAACCGCACCGGCACCGUCCAGCGGUUUGCAUUCUUCCCAGGCGAGCCGCGGUGGGUCCCGUCCUGCCAGCUGACGCUGACGUAUGCCAUCGCCCCCACGGACACGGUGGAUCAUAUACCGAGGGCGGAGGUGGCGGUGGCGGCGGCGGCGUUCCGGCGAUGGGCGAUGGUGAUACCGGCGAGGUUCAAGAAGACGGCGGAGGACGUGAAGGUGGGGUCCCACAGCGGGGAUCACAUGGACGGGGAGCCGUUCGACGGGGCGCUGGUCCACGCCUUCUCGCUGGAGAGUGGGCAGCUCCACCUCGACACGGCGAGGCGGUGGGCGGUGGACUUCGGGGCCGAGGGCUCUGGAGUUUUAAUUAAAAAAAAAAUCCUUAUUUCCUGGCAUUUACGGUUGCAACACUUCGUAGAAGAAUACGAAGAUAUACCAUUUUCAAAAUAUUAUAUAUCUCCUGAGCCAUCGCAUCUCAGUCUUCAAAUGGAUACCAUAAAUUUCUUCCAAAUUAAUUCUAAUCCCAUCCAAUCUACUUCUCUCUCUCUCUCUCUCGGAGUCGAAUCAAACCAUUCAGCGAUAUUGCUUGUUAAAGAAGGAUUGAACUGGACUGGAUCACUAUAA
This is a messenger RNA of Phoenix dactylifera (date palm), 969 nucleotides long. NCBI's taxonomy places the organism in Eukaryota, Viridiplantae, Streptophyta, Magnoliopsida, Arecales, Arecaceae. The record is from RefSeq and is a predicted model, not a curated record.